AUGAGACCUCCGCCAAAGCGGGCCGGAGGCCGCCAGUCAAGAGGGCCGGCUCUCACUUCUGUUCUCCCUGCUUCCGAUGGAUCUCGGCGUGCAGUACCCAGUACCGGCGUGCCACCAGACGAGAGGCUGGACUCUCCGCCUGGUUCGGCGAAUGGACCAGGUCACGGCAAGGUUGAGACAGGUGCUGGUGCCGCCGUCGAGGGCGAAUCUACACCUAGCCCCGAGAGUGAUCGCCACCGGCUCAGCUCCCAAGCAGCUGUACCACCAGCAGCGCCGGAGGCUUCGGCAGCCGAUGAGCUGCAGCGACAAGAUCGCCACCUCUCCAGCGAGGACUGCGUGUUUCGAGUCGGGGACACGGUCCUGGCCAGAACCGCGGGCAGGCCUGCCAGAGAGGCCACUGUUGUCGAGGCGGACCCCUCCGACGGUUCGCGCUUCAAGGUCGCUUUCAAGGACAAGCGUAAGAAGGGCGGCUGGCGGGACAAGAGCGAGCUGUCUUCUCUCCCUCGGCCCGCCGACGCUGGGUCUGCUGCAACCGCGAAGGUGCCGCUGGCGUCGAGUUCUGCCGCUGCUGCUCAUGAAGCAAGACCGGCGCCGCCGCAGCACCAGGGAGAUGACAGAAACGCAGAGGUCGAUGCUACUGCUGCUGCUGCUGCUGCUGCUGCUGCUGCUGCACCGGGACCAUCGCUAGCCGCCGACAGCGAGGCGACAUCUAGCAAGCAGCAACCGCCCUGUUCAGAAGUUGUAGCAGCUGAAUCAUCGGGGGCACUGGCGGCUGUGGUGAAUAAUGAGGCACAGCGACAGGGUCACGACCUCCCGAGCAUGGGCUGCUUGUUCCAAGUCGGGGAUGCGGUGCUGGCGAGCACCGCCGGCAAGGCGGCGGUGUCUUCUUCGGAGGCCACCGUUGUCGAAGUGGAUCCCUCGGGCGGCUCGCGGUUCAAGGUUGCUUUCAAAGACAAGCGCAAGAAGGGGGGCUGGCGGGACAAGAGCGAGCUGUCCACUGUUCGGUACACCGGCGCCGGAUCUACCCCCGCGGGACAGCCUCCUUCAGAGCCUGCUUCCGGCGACGCUUGUGGCACGGGCGGCGGCGGUGGUGGUACCGUUGGUGCUGAUCCUGCUGCCGGGCUACCACGGCCAGGAGCCAGUGAUACCAGCUCAGCACCGGAAUGUCCUUCAACAGCGGUCGAGGCCGAGCCGAUGCCGCAAAGCGACCGACGGCGUAGCACAGCAGCGGUAGUCGGCGCUCAUGAGUCUUCGGAGGCGUCUGCGCCGGUACCGGCACCGGCGUCGCCCCCGGGCCCCUUGUUUGGAGUCGGGGAGGCGGUGCUGGUGAGCACGGCCGGCAAGACGGCGGCGACAGCUUCGUUUGAGGCCACGGUUGUCGAGGUGGACCCCUCCGACUCCUCGCGGUUCAGGGUCGCCUUCAAGAACAAGCGCAAGCAAGGUGGCUGGCGGCACAGGAGCGAGCUGUCCGCUCUUAUUCGCCGCACCGGCGCUAGAUCUACCGCCACGCGACCAGCUUCUGGAUCGGUCGGCAACGCCGGUGCUACCAGUGGCUCUUCUGCACGUCACGAGAGGAGUAGAGCCGGGGUGUUGGGGCAAGGAGGCCGUGCAUCCGGGGCCCCGGCACUGGACGCUGCUUCCGAGGCGAGAGCGGGGGCGAAGCGCCCUCCGGGCCAAUGCUUGCAGCGGUCGGCGUCAGAGGGGGAGAGGCCCGUCGACAAAGUCGGGAGUAGGAAAGCAACGGCCUCGGUGAUGGAUGCUACCGCCGUGGGGGAGGGCGGUGCCGUUUCGAGACCGCCGAAGCGAAAGCGAUCCGCGGCUACUGCGGCGGCGGCUGCCAUCACGGCAACUGCUGGCAACCGUGGUAGAGGAGGCAGCGGAAGCAGCGGCGGCGGUGGCGUCGAAGCUAUCAAUAAGAAACCUGUGAAGAAGGGGGGCCACGCCAAACGGGGGUCCGUUCCUACUGCUGGUGGUGCUGCCGCUGGGAUCACAAAAAAGACGCCCCGCAAGAAGGGCUGGCAACGGCCGACGGUGGUGACUCCUGGGUCUGCGGAGGGACGCCCGGAGUCUGCACUCAGGACUACCCACCCGACGGGGAUCAUCCGGCCGAGAAAGCAGUUUAAGGUCCAACAGGCCCGAGAAACGCCCAAGAACAGGACCGGCUCGAGCGACCCCACGUCUCGGGGAGCGACGACACCCCGUUCUUCCUUCUCGGCCGGCCGCGGCGGCAGCGCUCCCCGCCGCAUGCUCUGCCAGCCGUCCCACUCCGUUCGAGACGCCAAGCGUGGAGGUUUUGAAGGUGGUGAUGGCGGCGACCGCAGCAGUGGGGUAGGAGGAGGAGCAGGGGCUGACGACGAAUCGGACGUGGUCCGGCGUGGGCGGCGCGCGCGGAGGCAGGUGCACCCGAGCCUGUCGGAGGACACGAUGGCGGCCGCCAAUGGCGGCAUCGAGAGCGACUACGGCAGUGGUGCUGAGGGCAGCGGUGAAGACCGGGAGGGCGCUGGUGCUGGCGCAGGCUACGGAGACGCCCCUUUUCGCUUCCGCACGAGCGAGUUUGCGCCGUGGGGGGAGGGAGAUAGGCCGCUAAUCAAGGUGGAGACAGCAUUGAUGGAGGCGAAGGUGCGACUGAGCCUGCUGGAAGGGGACGCCCCGCUGUCGGCCGAGCGCAGCGCUCUCGCGGUCGUGACGUUUGUGUUCGACCGCCACCGCUACUCGGCCGAGCAGCUGGCCAACGUCCUGACGGCCGAAGGCUUCCUGUGCUACCGUGAAGAGGGCACAAGGGUGUUCGUGCUCACGGAGAGCAAGGAAGCCAACCAGAAGGAGGCCCUGAUGCGCGUGCGAGAGCUGGCGCUUUCGCGGUGCGGCGUGGAGGUGAAGGCGACCCCGUGGCUCAAGGGUCGGCCCGCCCUGAACGAGUUCCUGGACAACCACCGCGGCGUCCUCGACCUCAUCAUCCGCCACCGCUUGGCCUGCGGGAUGUGGUCUGAGGUUGGUGGGGUCUACUUCAACGCGCUGUUCUGCGGGCGGCGGUCGAAGCGCACCUUCAAUGGCGUCCGCCUGCAGAUCAACCUGGCCGUGUCGCACAACCGUGCCCUGGAGACCGGGGUCUGGGAGCUGUGGAUGACGGUGGAACCCGUGGUGCACCGCUUCUCGCCCGUGGAUUGGUGGGCUCUCAUGCAAGAGAAGGAGGACAAGGGGCUAGCAGAUUUUUCCGGAUCCAAAUCGGACGAACUCGAGGAGCGGUUGCAGGUCGUCUGCCUACCAAAGCUGACCCGUGGGGUGGUGGACGACGUCAAGGAGGACGCGUUCGAGAUGGACCUUCUACAGGAGGCCAACCUCAAGAGGGGCUACUACGUCGGCCCUCGCUCGGAGGACGAAAUGGAAUUCGAUUCUCGGGACGUUCUCGUGGCCCCUGACGCAUUCCUUUUUCCGGUGUUGACCUACCCGAGCUGGUGCGUUAUUCGAGGGCAGAAGGAGAUCCCGGAGGCGACGAAGGCUAUGCGCGGACGCAUUCUGGACUCGUUUACGGACGCCCUUGACGGUAAUUCUGAAGUGGUUCUGUCGGCUUCGACUGCUCUAUGGAGCAGCUUCUUGCCCUCCGUCGUGUCAGGCAUGCAGGGCGUGCACGUGAUGGAGACGACCUUCACUUGGCAGGUGCAGGGCGAAGGAGAAGGUAGGACGUUCGGCGACGCCCAGGCCUUCGCCACCGCGAACGGCACGGCGGUGGCCGUUCAGAAGACCGGCGCCUCGGCCCCCGCCGUUACUCCCGGUCCCGCGUCGGGCGACGGAGACGGCUCAGCGGCAGCACACGGCGACGGCGACGACGGCUCCGUGGGAGGCGGCUCCGGGAGGGCGACGCAAGCGGCGGCUGAGCUUCGCACGCCCGGACCCUCCGCGGCAGGGGUGGACGGCGCGGCGGCGGACAGCAGUGGUCUUGAUAACGAUCAGAGGGGGGGAUCCGCGCCGGUGGUGGUGACCCCCCCCGCGGAUCCCAACGCGUCGACGCCGCCACCUCCCCUUCUGGUGUGCCGCCUGGGGGAACAACAGCAGCAGAGCCCGGAGAGCAGGGCCGCGGCGGCGGCGGCGCAGGCAUCGGUUGCCGCUGUGCGGAAGAGCGUCGUUCGGCGACGAGGAGCGGUCGUGCCGAACAGAGUCCCUUCGCGGCCAACGGGGGCGGCUGGUGCUGCCGGUGGAGCUGGUGCUGCCGGCGAGUCAUCGUCGACCCCACGCCUGUGCUCGAUUCCUUUCGUCAUCAAGAGGAACACAGCCUCCCCGUCCUCCGCCGUCGCGACAGGGAAGGUUAGCGGCAACAAAAGCGGGCCGCUAGACCUGAGCGGGGGCGAUCAAGCCGCGGCGAUGGCGCGGCAAACCGAAGGAAGAGAUAGUGUCGACCUUGGCACUCCUCGGGCGGACGGCAGCGGCGACCGCAGCGACACGGCCGCUCCUACACCGGCAGCUGCCAGGGUAGUGACGCCGGCGCCAGCCUUCUCCGAGGGGGCAGGGCGGAAGAAGAAACGCAAGGACAAGUCCUCGCGCCGGGAGGGAGGGGCGGCGUCCGUCGACAAGGAACGGCGGAAGAAGAGAAAGAAGGGAGCCGGAAUGUCGGCGGCGCCGGCGCCGGCGCCUGCGGCGGUCGGGGCCGGAGAAAGACUCGGGGCUGGGGAGGAGUUGAGGGGCGCGUCUCCGGCGGGGGGUACGCCUGCUGCCGCGCCUCCUCCGAUGGUCGUAACCUUUGCGGCCGCCGGUAGCCUAGGGAUGGGGCUGGAAGCGGACACAACGGAGGAGGGCACCAUGCGCCUGGCCGGCAAGGCGCCGACGAGCGCGGCCGCUGCGGUUCCGAACGGCUGGCGACUCACGGCGGUGGGCGGCAAGAGCGUGCGGCGUCUGGGAGGUGGGUGCGCUGACGGUAAUGAGAUCGUGCGCGCCGCUCCGACCAAAUCGAAGGCGGCGGCGGCGGGGGCAAAGCCGAAGGCAGGGACCAAGGCAAAGGCGCCCGCUGGCCGGAGCAAGGGCAAGAAGGCAAGCAAGGUCACCACCGUUCGGAAGGCUUUCAAGAUUCAGGCACGAGCCUCGCCUCAGCAGGAGAGGCAGGGAGGAGAAACCGGCGGCGGAGGUGGGGGACACGCCGUUCCCGUGGCCGUGCAGGCAAGCUCCACCUCGGCAGCGAUCUAGCUUCCUCAACUCAUGCCGACAAACGCUCGGUGUGUCGUGGGGUACGGAGAAGGAUGCCGAGAAGGAGGGGGGUUAGAUACCACGUGCUUUUCCUGUAUCUCUUUUGCAGUGUCCUCACGGGAAACGCCAGCGGUGGCGGCGAGGACGAUCUGGGGUGACGGGGCGUUUUGUUGUCGCUGGUCGGAAGGCUUCAGGGGCGGGGGUGCUGCGACCCUGUUCUUGUGCGAUCAAAUUUUGAAUACCAUGGAACGAUGGACAGCGCGCUCCCCUUCCGCUUGGUUGGAUAGAUUGAGCCAGGCUGUUUUCAGUGAACGGCGGAAGGUUGAAAUGGACUGGGAGGUGGGGGACGGAGGAAGACAGAGAAGGUGUGUAGCACAGAUGACGGAGGCCCCCUCAUGGGGGUGAAAAGUCCACGGGUGGGUGGGGACGAUCUGUGGUGCCAGCGAGUGCGUUGGGGAGGAGAGAAGUGGUGUGCCUCGAUUCAAGGACAGGCGGCGCGUGAUCCUCGACGAUAGGCGUCGUCCCCCCCUCGCCCUGGCCCCGCCCCUCCCUCUUGUGGAUGGUGUAACAAUAGAGUGAACGCUGACGAGUUUAGAGUGGUUCGGCAACUAGAAAAAGAGCAUCGGGCGGGUGGCGGGAAAAGAAACUUCUCAACUGCUACAUGCUGGAGUUGUUGCAAGAUGUUGAGAAGGCAUUGUGCCUCAUUAUCCUUGAUUUUUCUCGUUUUGGUGUUCUUUCACCACGAAUGAAGGGCGACCAAUCAGUGUUGAUUGACGCUGCUGGUUCGUCAACACGCACGCGAUGGGAAGGGGCGAUACGAAAAGCGAAGUUGUUCUGCGCGCGGUCGGCCGCAACUGGGGUUGAUUAGAAACGGUGUGUUUGCAUGCUUCGCUGGGCUGACGUUUGGGCGUGGAGCCUCUCACGUGCCGGCCGUGCGAUUGGAGUGGGGUUGGUGCUAAUAGCUCGGACCGGAGGGUGGGCCUAGCAGCACUAGAUACAGAGAUUACGCGCGGCGGCCGCUUCUUGUCAAGGGCGUCCAGAUGAGCUUUGGAGGACAUUUAUUUUCCCUGGGGGUGCAUCGUGAGUGAUUGCGUUGCUGGCGUUACUGGCGUCAGGUGUCGUUGUUAUUAUUGUGUCCAGCGUGAACAAUCGCGCGCAUGUAGUAUAGACUAAGCUACCGAAAACAAAUAUUGCGUGUUGAACGGGAUGUCGUGUUUUGAGUGUACUGGUUGCGCUUUGUGUUGUGGGGCCGUCCAAUUUUGGGAUGUAGGUUGUCAAUCAGUAGGUUUGCCGGGGUAGGGGGGUUAUGAGGGAGCUCUUGUUGCUUGCUCCAGUGUUGAGACAAUUCGUUGCAUGUCCUGGCCUCAAUUGUAAGUUUUCGCGGGUACAGUGUAGAUUCCGUCGGAACAAUUUUCUCUGCAUAUACUCGAAAAUCGACCGUAUCACCGUGCGUGCCACUCUUUGUCUUGAUACGGUCUCGAGAGCCUUUGCAGCCUUUGAAGAAAGCACGGUGCCGACAGUGCAGAAAAUCUCGGAGUUGUCGUUGUAAUGUUUUGUGUUGUGCUUUCGUCCGCCAUGUAUUCUGGGGGCCAGUUUACACCUUGCUGUCGGUAUAUAUUUCAUGCA
Molecule: messenger RNA, 6798 nt
Organism: Ectocarpus sp. CCAP 1310/34
Lineage: Eukaryota; Phaeophyceae; Ectocarpales; Ectocarpaceae
Source: the annotation of a GenBank genome assembly